GAGAGGCUCAGUUCUAGAGUUGUCUAGGUGUUUGUGAGUAGGAAUAGUGAAGAUGGCCUCCCAAGUGUGUCAGAACUAUCACAAGGACUGUGAGGAUGCUGUUAACAAGCAGAUCAACCUGGAGCUUUAUUCCUCCUAUGUUUACCUCUCCAUGGUCUCUUUCUUUGACCGGGAUGAUGUUGCCCUGCGUCACUUUGCUGAGUUCUUCAAGGAGCAGUCCCAUGAGGAACGGGAACAUGCUGAGAAGCUGAUGGCAUUCCAGAAUAAACGUGGAGGCCGAGUCCUCCUGCAGGACAUCAAGAAGCCAGAGCAGGAUGAGUGGGGCAAUGGUCUGGAGGCAAUGCAGAGAGCUCUGCAGAUGGAGAAGGAUGUGAACCAGAGUCUGCUGGAUCUGCACAAACUCGCCUCUGGCAACAUGGACCCUCAUCUGUGUGACUUCCUGGAGAGGCACUACUUGGAUGAGCAAGUGAAGAUGAUCAAGAAGCUGGGAGAUCACAUCACCAACCUGAAGAGACUGGGAGCCCCUGACAAUGGCACGGGAGAGUACCUGUUUGACAGGCUCACCCUGGGGGAAGAGUGACUGAACUGACUGCAGGGAGCAAGACCAUAUCUGGGAUGGGGGAGAAAAAAACACCUCUUUGAGACAUGAGCAAGCUUGUGACUUCACAAGCUUUUUUGUUUGGGGAUCAUGAUGUGUUUAUCUUCAGAUUUGGAAGAAAACACUUCAGGUGCUGAUGUCUCUGAAGAAUACUUUAAUUGUAUCAGGUAAAAAUAAAAGUGCUUGAACAUGAAA
Rhincodon typus (whale shark) is the source of this 793-nucleotide messenger RNA. Its product is annotated as ferritin heavy chain A-like. Gene Ontology annotation, cellular component: cytoplasm. The record is from RefSeq and is a predicted model, not a curated record. Lineage: Eukaryota; Metazoa; Chordata; Chondrichthyes; Orectolobiformes; Rhincodontidae. Gene Ontology annotation, biological process: intracellular iron ion homeostasis; iron ion transport. Bases 53 to 580 code for a protein of 175 amino acids. Gene Ontology annotation, molecular function: ferrous iron binding; ferric iron binding. The transcript has 4 exons.